This is a messenger RNA of Aphis gossypii (cotton aphid), 1148 nucleotides long. Its product is annotated as otolith matrix protein OMM-64-like. Lineage: Eukaryota; Metazoa; Arthropoda; Insecta; Hemiptera; Aphididae. The record is from RefSeq and is a predicted model, not a curated record. The transcript has 4 exons. The coding region runs from base 125 to 988 and encodes 287 amino acids.
AAAAUUAAUAAAAUUACACUUAACUAUAAUAAAACGGAUGUAUAUAAAUCAAUAUAAUACGCACAUUCUAUUUAAUUUCUAGUUGAAUUGAAUAAUAUAAAUUACACGCAUCAAGUUGAACUUCAUGAUGGCAAAAUCACUAUCCAUUAUCUUUGUGAGCUUCAUAUUUUCAACGAGUGUCUCAUUCGGUGAGGACGCGUGCAGUAACUUCGAAGAUAAGGAUUGCGUUAGUCCAAACAUACUUAAAAAUGGACACUUCAUUAACCAAUGGUCAGUUUAUUUGCCUGGAAUGACCAAGAGCCAGGCUAAACAACUAUUAGAAGAAAAUGGUUUUGACUAUUUAGGACAGAUAAUGGAUGGGAUUGAUUUGCAUCUUGUGACAAAGAAAGGUACACAAGAAAAACAUGCUUUACCCAACGAAAGAAUAAUAGAAUUACUUAAAAAACACGAAAAAGUGCAUUCAGUCGCACAAAAGCACGUACUUGAAAACUCUCAAGAUCAGGUGGUAAACAUAAUCGACGAAGAUAAAGUCUAUUUCGAAUCUAUUGAUCCCAGCACGAUCGUAUUGAACGACGGUUGGAAUAACUUGGAAAGAAUAACUGCUUUCGAGGCUGCAGAAGCCGCGAGAACUGCAGCAGCGUCAGCUAAUACUAAGUCUGCAGAUGCUAACGAAGCAAAUGAAGCUGAUGGUGGUGAUAAUCGCAAAAAGAAACAACGCAGAAAAAUACAAGACGGCGAAGAGGUGUUAGACGAGGACGCCCUGGACGAGAACGCCUCUGAUGAGGAAUCCCUGGAUGAAGACGUCACUGAUGAGGAUGCCUUGGACGAGGACGCCUUGGACGAGGACGCCUUGGACGAGGACGCCUUGGACGAGGACGCCUUGGACGAGGACGCUUUGGACGAGGACGCCUUGGACGAGGACGCCUUGGACGAGGACGCUUUGGACGAGGAUGCCUUGGACGAGGAUUCGUUAGAAGAGAGUCGUUGAAUGAAACGAAGAAAGGAACCAGUGGAUAAGACUUUGUAUAAACUACAGUCUGCAUGUAUAAAUCUUAAAGCGUAAUCGCAUAAAGCUAUAUUAUAAUUUAUUAAAAACUGUACUAUAUUUAUGAUUUUUAAUAAAUAUGAAUUAAACAUUGUUAAAAAUA